AUGACUCGUGGGAUGGGACAGGGCACUACUGACCAUCCAGAUCCCCCCCAACAUCAACCUGCAACCAAUAAAGAUGUUACUGCUACUCUUGGGGAUGAUGCCACCUUUGCCCCCUCCAAGAUCAGGUGGGAAACCACCAAUUUUGAUGGCACUACCCCUCUCAUAUCCUGGCUCACUGCACACCCAGCUGACUGCCAUGUACUAUUCUCCAAUAACAAAAAAAGACACAACAUGACAAUCAGCACUGAUCAUUCUUCUGGCAGGAUCAAAGCAGAUAUUCACCUUGUAAUCGCCAAACAUAUCUUUGAAGAUAACCCAGUAUAUGGUGCCCAGUAUGCUGUAGCAGGAAACCAGCCAAAGUUUGGCCAUGCUGUUGCUAAUCAGCUCACAUAG
This is a messenger RNA of Suillus subaureus, 393 nucleotides long. RefSeq lists its product as uncharacterized. Lineage: Eukaryota; Fungi; Basidiomycota; Agaricomycetes; Boletales; Suillaceae. The transcript has a single exon. Bases 1 to 393 code for a protein of 130 amino acids. The record is from RefSeq and is a predicted model, not a curated record.